AUGUACAACGAUAAAUCAGGAGGUGGAAAUGCAGAAAGAACAACUUUUGAAACAAGAAAUCGAAAAAAGCGGAUAGCUUAUGGAGCAGCAAUUAUUCUUUUGGGUAUUGUAUGCCUAUUUUUUAGUGAGUCCCCAACAAAUUUUCACAUAAAUAUUUUUUCUUGCAGUUGGAUUAAUUGUUUGGGGAAGUUUUCAUCUUUAUCGUCAUUAUGUUACUGAUGUUCAUGAUAAACGAGAAAGUGAUGAAUAUUUGAGAAAACUUGUUCGACAAGUUAAGAGACGUUUUUUGCAAAAAGGUGAAUUUUUAUGAAGGGGGUCGGACAACAAAAAAGGGGGUAAUUUUAGAAUCGGCUCAAAUUUUUUUUAUUGAUACAUGGAUGGAUGGUGAACAUUUUCCACCAUAUAAUUUUUCAUAAAAUCGAUGCACCAAUUUGGUGGGGGGUGGUGAAUGCGAAAUAGGGUAUUUUUUCAAAAAAUCAUAACUAUGCUCAAACUUCAUUAUUUUUGAUGAUCAAAAAAGGAUUUUGUAGCUCUUGAGACGCUCUUUACUCCUGAAUUUACUAGAUUUGCUGAAAUCCCAAAAAUAAAUUAUUAAAGUCGAUGGAAAAACUUUGACGCUCAUUUACCCCCCUUAAACGCCAUUUCCGCAAUUUCUCACUGCUUCCAUUGCGUUCCUCUCGCAAUUUUACAUCGGAGUAGUCGAAAAAAACGGAAAAAAAAGGGGCCCUCAAAAAAGUUAGAUUCCAACUUCUAAUUUCAACUUUGACGCGCGCAACACACAUGUGUGUAUUUUGUGUGCGCAUGCUCACACAUAUGUGUGUUGUGUGUUAGGCGCUUGAAAUAUACAAGGGUACUGUAGUGUGUGCAGUUUUUUUUGUUUUUUUAUUAUAGUUUUAGCAUCUGGGAAGGUUCUAGAACCCCCAAAGAAUUUUUACAUGCAAAAAUGUUGUUCCCGGUUUUCCUGUGGCUGGACCUUUUUUUGUGAUUUUUUUGGGUCUGAACUUUGAAAAAUCGUUACUUCAUUCACAGUGUACGGAAAAAUCGAACAUAAAAGCUUUAAAAGUUUACAUGUCGCUCUAUACACCAUUUUUUUGACCUACAAAAAAAUCUCAACAAUAGUGUUUUCUGCAGGCUGCACUUUCGAGUAAAGUUAAAAUUGUAAGGUCACUGGAUCGAUUACUCUGAAACGUUUCAGCGCUUGGAAAAAGAUGUGUACAAUCUCUCUAUUAGCGCUAGAAGAGCCGCUCAGGCCAGCAGCGGUGCCUGGAGAAUCACUCAACCAUAGAUAGAAUUAUUCUAACAAGGAUUCACCACUAUCGCUAGGUACUGCUCUUAGUAAGCAGUUCUGACAAGACGUCACGCCUGGAGAGCAAGUUUGACAAGGAACCGCUCCUAGAAAACCAUUCUGGCAAAAAGUUACGCUUACAUUGUUAGAAAAUUGAUAGACUCUUUGUCAACCUUGCUCUCUCACAUGUCAAAGUACAAUCGGUGAGAGUGGAAGAGACUAAAACUCCGGCGUGAUUUACAGCGAGAAAAAUUUGCGGGACAGGACUUGUAGAAAAAGCAUUCAGCUGGAUUUCUGAUAAUAAAUUCUUGAACUUUGACUGGGCCAAGCGAGUAAAAGGUAUCCCAACUUUUGUAGAAACAAAAUGUGUUCACCAAGCGGGAUUUCAAAAAUAAUUGAUUUUCAGAAUCACAAUUUUCAAUGUUCCUCCUCGAAAAAAGGUGGGACUAUGCGGACAUUGUAAUACCCCCAUAAGCUUGGAAAACCCAAAGGGAUUUUGUUAGUGAAAAUGUUUGACAGGAGUUUCGUGAGAAACAUUUUUUUAAAAUUUUUUGAUUUUGAACUCUAAAAAAAAUUCAGAAAGUUUGAAAAGAUCAAAAAGUGGAAAAUCAAGAAGGAGGCGAAUUCAUGUGUUCUGGUUGCUUCUGAAGCACUCAAAACGCAAAAUUGGGACUGAACACAACUUUUCUGAAAAAUUGACCGGGGAAAGUAAAGGCUUUACAGCUUUGUAGGCCAAUCUCUAGAAAAAUGCAUAUUCAUGUGUACCCGUUGCUGACGAAGUGGUUAACACGAAUGUUCAUUGAGAAAUAAAUGGUUCGAUCUCGAUUUUUUCACGAUUUUUCAAAAUUCAGACCCAAAAAAAUCACAAAAAAAGGUCCAGCCACAGGAAAACCGGGAACAACAUUUUUGCAUGUAAAAAUUCUUUGGGGGUUCUAGAACCUUCCCAGAUGCUAAAACUAUAAUAAAAAAACAAAAAAAACUGCACACACUACAGUACCCUUGUAUAUUUCAAGCGCCUAACACACAACACACAUAUGUGUGAGCAUGCGCACACAAAAUACACACAUGUGUGUUGCGCGCGUCAAAGUUGAAAUUAGAAGUUGGAAUCUAACUUUUUUGAGGGCCCCUUUUUUUUUCUGUUUUUUUCGACUAAUCCGAUGUAAAAUUGCGAGAGGAACGCAAUGGAAGCAGUGAGAAAUUGCGGAAAUGGCGUUUAAGGGGGGUAAAUGAGCGUCAAAGUUUUUCCAUCGACUUUAAUAAUUUAUUUUUGGGAUUUCAGCAAAUCUAGUAAAUUCAGGAGUAAAGAGCGUCUCAAGAGCUACAAAAUCCUUUUUUGAUCAUCAAAAAUAAUGAAGUUUGAGCAUAGUUAUGAUUUUUUGAAAAAAUACCCUAUUUCGCAUUCACCACCCCCCACCAAAUUGGUGCAUCGAUUUUAUGAAAAAUUAUAUGGUGGAAAAUGUUCACCAUCCAUCCAUGUAUCAAUAAAAAAAAUUUGAGCCGAUUCUAAAAUUACCCCCUUUUUUGUUGUCCGACCCUAUUUGUCUUUUUGCAAAAAACGUCUCUUAAGGCGGUCGUGAUGGUUGUCGUCCAUAUUCAUUCGAUCUAUCUUGUGGUGUUCCAUGCUCUCCAGCUACUUUCAAAGAAGCUGAAGAUAAAAGAACUUGUAUGCGAAGAUGUCAGAAUAUCUAUUAUCAAAAUAGAUAUGAGGAGGAUAAACAUUUCGGUAUCAAUUUUAUUCCGCAUUUUCAUUCAACUAUUUUCAUUUCCAGCCUCAUUUGCAUAUUCAAUGUAUCCUCGUUCAAUGACAGUUUCAGCAGAUGGAAAAGAACGAGUAAAAGUUCCAACUGUGGUCGGACAUUUUAAUGAGAAAACUGGGACAACAUUGAACACAACUGAAUAUAGAAAUAUUAUAAAGAAGGAGAUUUUAUUGUACGGUCCAACAACAAUGGCUUUUCCAGUGCCUGAAGAAUUUCUACAUUAUUCAAGCGGUUCGUUUAUUUUACGAGAAAAAAGAAAAUCAAUAAUUCGAAAAAUAUUUCAAUUUAUUUUUUUAGGUGUUUUCCGACCACAUCCACUUGAUGGAUUUGAUGAUCGAAUUGUUUAUUGGCAUGUAGUUAGACUAAUUGGUUGGGGAGAAUCAGAUGAUGGAAAACAUUAUUGGUUAGCUGUUAAUAGUUUUGGUGCACAUUGGGGAGAUAAUGGUGAGCUUGUUUUUUUCUUCAAAAUUCAUAUCUCAAAUAAUUUUUCUCCAGGAUUAUUCAAAAUCAACACAGACGACAUGGAAAAAUACGGUCUGGAAUAUGAAACAGCAGUUGUUUAG
Messenger RNA from Caenorhabditis angaria, 3605 nucleotides. The record is from the annotation of a GenBank genome assembly. NCBI's taxonomy places the organism in Eukaryota, Metazoa, Nematoda, Chromadorea, Rhabditida, Rhabditidae.